AUGGCCUCAGUUGAGCUGCGCCACGGCACGCUGCCCUUUCUGGCCCGGCGGCUCCGACAGCUCUUGGACUUCCUUUCGCCCGGGCUUUUUUUGCAAAACGACACCGCUUCGCUCGUGGCCUCGGUGGAAAAAGCACUUCCUUCUUCGCUAUCCAGCGCUGAAUUGCUCCUGCUAGUCGCCGAACUGGCGGCAGCACGGGUGGUUUUCUUCCCUGAUUACGCGCUUUUGGCAGGCAGAAUCGAGGCUUUCAGAACUCAGCGGCUCGUGGAGGCCGAUUUUGCUGAGAAUUUCCAGCUUUUGGCAUCCUAUGUUCAUCCCAAAACGCGCCAGCCACAUCCGCUUGUGGACGUGGAAAUCGCCCGAUUCGUGCAUUCCCACGCUGACUUCCUCAAUGGGCUUGUGGUGCCGAAACGUGACUUCGAUUUGGCCUACUUUGGCAUGAAAACGCUCCAGAAGGCGUAUCUUCUAAGGAUGAACGAUAUCGUCGCUGAAACGCCCCAGUACAUGUUUCUCCGUGUGGCCGUGGGCAUACACUAUAAGGGGGAUCUGACCGAUUUGGACAGAAUCGCCGAAACCUACACCCUCAUGUCCAAACGGUACAUGAUCCACUCGCUGCCUACCUUAUUCAAUGCUGCUACUCCCAAUAACUUUCUCCUGCUGUGCUUUCUUGUGGCCAUGGAGGACGACUCCAUCGACGGCAUCUACAGAACCUUGCACAAAACGGCCCUUAUCUCCAAGGGAUCCGGUGGAAUCGGGCUCCAUGUUCACAAUAUCCGCUCCAACGGGUCCCUCAUCAAAACGUCCAACGGCACCUCCAGCGGGCUCGUGCCGAUGUUGCGUGUUUUCAACAACACGGCCCGUUACGUGGACCAGGGCGGAAACAAAAGACCCGGUGCCAUUGCCGUGUAUAUCGAGCCCUGGCACGCUGACAUUGAAGAUGUGCUUGAUUUGCGAAAGAACCAUGGCAAAGAGGAGGCUCGAGCCCGGGACCUCUUUUACGCUCUUUGGGUGCCCGACUUGUUCAUGAAGAGGGUCAAGGAAAACGGCUUGUGGUCGCUUUUCUCGCCAGACGAGGCUCCAGGGCUUUCUGAGGUCCACGGUGAAGAAUUUGAAAAGCUCUUCCUUGAGUACGAAUCGCAGGGACUCGCUGUCAAGACCAUGGAGGCCCAGAAAUUGUGGUCCCAGAUUCUCGAGUCUCAGACGGAAACGGGCAUGCCGUUCAUGCUUUACAAGGAUCUGUGCAAUCAAAAGCUGAACCAGAAGAACCUCGGCACGAUCAAGUCCUCGAAUUUGUGCUGUGAAAUCGUCGAAUACUCGUCUCCAGAGGAGAUUGCUGUGUGCAAUUUGGGCCUGUUGGCGCUUCCUUCGUUCGUGGACCAUAGCGACUCGAAAACGGUUUCGUACGAUUUCGAUAAACUCCACCUGGUGACAAAAACGCUAGCCAGAAACUUGGACGCUGUCAUCGACGCCACAAAAUACCCAGUCCCCGAAUCUGAGGUGUCCAACAAGAAACACCGCCCAAUAGCUAUAGGCGUCCAGGGUCUUGCUGAUGUCUUCUUGGAACUUCGUAUUCCGUUCGACUCGCCGGAAGCUGCCAAACUCAAUAGAAGAAUAUUCGAAACCAUCUACCACGGUGCGGUUGAAAGUUCCCUCGAGUCAGCCAUCAGAGAAAGUCCAUAUGAGUCUUUCCAAGGCUCUCCAGCGUCCAAGGGCCUUCUACAGUUCGACUUGUGGAAUCUGAAACCAGAAUUUUUUGACGACUGGGACGACUUAAAAGAGAAAAUCAAGCAAUAUGGCCUUCGAAACUCCCUUCUUUGUGCCCCUAUGCCCACGGCGUCCACUUCCCAGAUUUUGGGUUUCACUGAGUGCUUCGAGCCUGUGACCUCUAAUAUAUACCUGCGCCGUGUGCUUUCCGGUGAGUUCCAGGUCGUGAAUAAGUACCUUUUGAGGGAUCUAAUUGAUCUAGGCAUCUGGACCCCUGCCAUGAAGGACCGAAUUAUCAUGGACAACGGCCUGAUUCAAGAUAUCCAGGGCAUCCCUCUGGAACUCAAAAAGCUCUAUAAGACGGUCUGGGAAAUCAGCCAAAAAGUCAUUGUGGACAUGGCUGCAGACCGCGGUCGCUUCAUCGACCAGCUGCAAAGCAUGAACAUCUUUUUGCAGAAUCCUACUUUUGGCAAGCUCACAUCUUGCCACUUUUAUGCCUGGGAGAAGGGCCUCAAAACGGGAAUGUAUUAUUUGAGGACGCAAGGAGCAGCCAGAGCAAUCCAGUUCACCAUCGACCACGAAAAGGUGCUUGAAGAAACUUCAAGAGGCGCCACACCGAUCUCGACGAAGCUCGAUCGUAAAGUUUAUGUCGAGAAACGGCCAACCAAGAGAUCCCUGAAUGAGCUAGAGAUUGGAAACAUCUCCACGGCCCGACCUCCAAAAGUUGCGAGGGUUUUCAUGCUAAGCAAAGAACCAGUGAGACCUUCCCCCACACGAUACAACGAUACCCAAACGACAAACUCCUCAACGAUUGACGAUAGAAACUCCGACUCAUAUGACAUAUACUCCGACACGCCCGUCUCAUGCAAUUUGAGCGACCCAGAAAACUGCGAUGCGUGCUCCGGUUAA
Messenger RNA from Candidozyma duobushaemuli, 2613 nucleotides. It is a transcript of the gene RNR3, whose product is annotated as Rnr3p. The coding region runs from base 1 to 2613 and encodes 870 amino acids. Gene Ontology annotation, cellular component: ribonucleoside-diphosphate reductase complex. Gene Ontology annotation, biological process: deoxyribonucleotide biosynthetic process; DNA replication. NCBI's taxonomy places the organism in Eukaryota, Fungi, Ascomycota, Pichiomycetes, Serinales, Metschnikowiaceae. The transcript has a single exon. Gene Ontology annotation, molecular function: ribonucleoside-diphosphate reductase activity, thioredoxin disulfide as acceptor; ATP binding. The record is from RefSeq and is a predicted model, not a curated record.